Messenger RNA from Opisthorchis viverrini, 2745 nucleotides. RefSeq lists its product as hypothetical. The record is from RefSeq and is a predicted model, not a curated record. The transcript has 6 exons. Lineage: Eukaryota; Metazoa; Platyhelminthes; Trematoda; Opisthorchiida; Opisthorchiidae. The coding region runs from base 1 to 2745 and encodes 914 amino acids.
AUGAUUGUGCUCAUCCAACCCAACGAGAUGCACCUGUUCGUCGUAACGAUUUUAGGUGGACUGCUAUGUUCACAAGUUUUUGGUAAUCCUCAACUUGAUUCUCUUCGAAGCGAUCAAGCUGGCUUGAACUCGAAAGAAGUUAUCCACAAUUCAAAGGAAUCAUCUUUAAAUGAAGAAACCCAAUCACAUGGUGUUGCGAAUACGGAUGUUCACAACGCCGAUCUGGAAGAUGAAGAGCAUACCGCUGAAGCCAAUGAUCCUGCUUCAAAAUUGUCUGCGCAUUUUUUUGCUGGUUCCCAAGGAAAAACUAAAUUCUCACCCCCGAAACCGGAUGCAUCUAAUUUACAAAGCAUCAGUACUCGUCACACAAAAAACUCCGCCGAGCCUGCGAUAGGAUGGAAGCGGAGUUUCCGCAAGCCGCGUAAACGUACACAAGCCGACGGUCUUUCUAAACCGACUCUUAAAUGUCCCUGCACCUACAAAGAAUUGAGAGUCAUAAUGAACGUAUUGGAAAAGGCUGAGUACGUCUUAGAAGACACACUGCUGUUUUUGAAGCGUACCAGAGGGCUUGAGAAAACCAUCUCGAAUCUAUUGGACUCUAUGGAUCGCACACUUCGCAACCCUCAACUGAAACACUUCAAAAAGGACCAAAUUGACUUGCACUCGAACAAAAUUAUACACAUCUCGGGCGAGUCCUCUGCGAACGAAAAAAACGGUUUGCCAAAUUCAGGGGAUGAAAGCCCAAAACUGAAAGACAAAACCACAAAUGCGGAUGUCAGUUCCAUGAAACAAAAUAAAUCCUCAACCCCAAACACACACAAAGCUGAUUCCCAAAAACCGGGUAAUAAAAAUUCAGGAGACAACAUAGAUCGUGUAAAAAUAUGGAGACCGAAGUUCGAGGUUUUAGGAAAGCCACCCACAACCGACAUUCCAUCCAACGACCCUGAUGUGGGAAAGCCAUCUGGAUGUCCGUGUACCUACAGUAAGUUGAGAACCCUCGUGAAGUCGUUGAGGAACGCUGAAUACGUCUUGGAGGACGUGUUGCUCUAUUUGAGGCGAACACGAAAACUCGAGGAAUUCGUUUCAAGCAACCCUCAACCGAAAAUCUUCCAAAAGCCUCACACUGGCCUCCACGCGGAUACAGUUGUUCACAAGUCGAAUGAGCUUCCUGUGGACGAACUAACCGUAUCGCAAGCAGCUGUGAGCAAAAAUGCUGAGCAAGAAGAAACCAUCCCUGAGAAUUUCGAGGCCACAAAGGAGGUGUCUGCAAACCCCUCGGUCAAUAAUUCAGAACAAAUUGUACCCUCAAACGGGGACGCAAAUGGGGCUGAUUCACGAAGCCCUAGCAUACACAACCCAAGAUGGCCGAUACAGCAUGCGGAACGAUGGAGGUCAAACGUCGAUAUAUUACUUGAAAACCCGGACCCCGUCGUACUCAACGAGGAUUCGGACGGGGAUCUCCAUCCUGGCUGUCCGUGUAGCUACGGUAAACUGAGAACCCUGGUCAACACUGUGAGGAAUGCUGAAUACGUCUUGGAGGAUGUUAUACUACAUUUGAAGCGAACCAGAAAGCUCGAGAAAGUUGUUUCGGCCGUAUUGAAUUCUGUUGAUCGCAUACUUCGUGGGACACAUCUACCCAUGAACGAACAAACCGUAUUACCUGCAACUGUGAGCGAAAAUGCCGAGCAAAGAGAAACCAUCCCUGAGAAUUUCGAGGCCACAAAGGAGGUUUCUGCAAACUCCUCGGCCAACAAUUCAGAACAAAUUCUACCUUCAAACGGGGACGCAAAUGGAGCUGAUUCACGAAGCCCUAGCAUACACAACCCAAGACGGCCGAUACAGCAUGCGGAACGAUGGAGGUCAAACGUCGAUAUAAUACUUGAAAACCCGGACACCGUCGUACUCAACGAGGAUUCGGACGGGGAUCCCCAACCUGACUAUCCGUGUAGCUACGGUAAACUGAGAACCCUGGUCAACACAGUGAGGAAUGCUGAAUACGUCUUGGAGGAUGUUAUACUACAUUUGAAGCGAACCAGAAAGCUCGAGAAAGUUGUUUCGACUGUAUUGAAUUCUGUUGAUCGCAUACUUCGUGGGACACAUCUACCCAUCUUGCAUACCUGCUAUGUUGAAUGGAAAAAUCUCUUCUGCACAACUUCGCUCGCAAGGAAUGUUCUUACUUGUUUUACAGGCAACCCUCAACUGAAACUCUUCCAAAAGCAUCAAACUGGCUUCCACGUGGAUAACAUUGUUCACAAUUCGAAUGAGUCGCCUAGGAACGAACAAACCGUAUUACCUGCAACUGUGAGCGAAAAUGCUGAGCAAGAAGAAACCAUCCCUGAGAAUUACGAGGCCACAAAGGAGGUUUCUGCAAACUCCUCGGCCAACAAUUCAGAACAAAUUCUACCUUCAAACGGGGACGCAAAUGGAGCUGAUUCACGAAGCCCUAGCAUACACAACCCAAGAUGGCCGAUACAGAAUACGGAACGAUUAGGGUCGAACGUCGAUAUAUUACUUGAAAGACCGGACCCCGUCGUACUCAACGAUGAUUUGGACGGAAAACCGCAACCUGGCUGUCCGUGUAGCUGCGGUAAACUGAGAACCCUGGUCAACACAGUGAGAAAUGCUGAAUAUGUCUUGGAGGAAGUAAUGCUACAUUUGAAGCGCACAAGGAAAUUCGAGAAAUUAGUUUCAGCCGUAUUGAAUUCUGUUGAUCGCAUACUUCGUGGGACACAUCUACCUAUAUAG